This is a messenger RNA of Sabethes cyaneus, 1675 nucleotides long. RefSeq names its product armadillo repeat-containing protein 6 homolog. Gene Ontology annotation, molecular function: protein binding. NCBI's taxonomy places the organism in Eukaryota, Metazoa, Arthropoda, Insecta, Diptera, Culicidae. The record is from RefSeq and is a predicted model, not a curated record. Bases 108 to 1499 code for a protein of 463 amino acids. Gene Ontology annotation, biological process: hematopoietic progenitor cell differentiation. The transcript is spliced from 5 exons.
GUGUAAAACAAACUUUCUUUUUGGAUUUGCAAAACGUGGGAUUUAUCGCCGUUUAAGAAAUAAAACUAAAUAUUUUGUUUGGUGAUAGAUUGCAAACUGAGCAGAGAAUGGCCAAGGUAAUUACUCAGGAAACUUUCGAUGAAGUGGUUAAGGAGAACAUCGUUGAAUUUUCCAUGACGGCGACGGAAGCUCGCGAAGAAACAACCAAGCAGUUUGAAGCACAGGGUAUUAAUCUGGCCAAUAUCAUAAAGGAUCUUAAUCUAAACCUGGAAUCGGGAAUUCCUUUGUUGAACGAAAGUAUAGAGUACCUUAGAAGCAAAUUGGUAAAUCAUCAGUGUCCUGAAGAAGAGAUUUGUAAACAUCUGGCGACAGUCAUUGCCGAAUGUAAAUUGGAUGUCCCCCAUCGGGUUCUAGCGUCCAAACUAGGAGCAUACGAUUUGGUUGUGAAUAAACUUGAAAACGAAAUAGUUAACAAGGAAAUGCUUUCCUUGCUAGUCCAGACAGCAAACGCAAUAAUUCAUAAGCAACCGGACGUAUUCAAUCCCAAAUCUCUGCAAAUAGUUUCCAGACUGCUUAAGACUGAAACCGACAUAGUGGUUGUUUGUGAGUUACUUCGAUGGCUGCAGAAAGCAUGUGUUCUACACGAAAUGAACCGUCAAAUGAUAAUGGACGACCAAGGCUGCUUGAAACAGUUCAAAAUCCUCGUAGAUAGUGAUGCAGCUGAAAUCGUUAAAAACGUCUGUACUUUGUUCCGGUUCCUGAUUCUAGACGACGAUAUUCGUGUCGAAUUUGGAAAAGCGCACGAACACGCUAGAACAUUAGCCACUGAGACGCUUGCAGAUAUCACCAAGCUACUGUUCAAGUAUAAAUCUGAUCAAGACCUCGUUUGUGAACUGCUGUUGACGAUAGCUGCCUUAACUGUUCGUAACGAAUUCUGUCAGGUUGUUGAAGAUGCUGGUGGAAUUAAGUUUAUCAUGGAUGCAAUGGUCGAGUAUAGCGAUUCAACGAAACUACUCAGGGAAGCAUGCAAACUGCUAAAAGCUUUAGCGGGUAAUGAUACUGUCAAAGUACACAUUGUUCAAAACGGCGCUGCCCCACUAAUUGAAUCAGCAUUGAAUCGUCACAAGGAUAACGAGGUGUUUGCCCGCCACGCGUUGGCGUGCGUAGCAACGUUGGUGCUGCGAGACAAAAAUAACAGUAAAGCGCUUUACGAAACUGGAAUUGCGGAAACUAUUGUGCAGGCUAUGAAGAUACACCCGCAAAGUAAGAUUAUACAACGAAAUGCAGCUUGGUCAAUUCGGAAUAUGGUUUCCCGGUCCCGGGAGCAAUGCGAUACAUUCCUAUCAUAUGGCGUGGAAGAUGUUCUCAAUCAAGCACUGGUUGACCAUCCGACAGUUGCCAACGACAUCAAAUCUGCCUUGCGAGAUCUCGGCUGCAAGGUCCAUCUGAACGAAGAAUGGAAGGCCCGCUCGGAUAUUCAAAUCAAGCAUGACGAGUGAGAAGUUUUAACCUCGGAUCUCGGAAACGCCACAAAAAUGUGCUAGCCUAUAGCGACAUGCUGAUAUGCUGAUACAUAACAUACCGUACUAGAUUUUUGUUCUAAUCUAAUUUUGUAUUAUGAAAUGUACUGAAAUAUUUGUUAUUAAUCCGUUUAUCGCUUUCGCAAAAUAAAUUA